UCAACUAGCUUUUUUCUUUCUUCACAAUGGACACAAGAAGGGUACAACAUUUUCUUAAGGGAAAGACUAUUUUAGUCACAGGAACAACGGGUUACUUAGCAAAGGUUUUAUUGGAAAAGAUACUGAGGAUCCAACCUGAGAUUAAAAAACUGUAUCUUCUUGUAAGAGCUCUAAACACUGAGUUGGCCACACGUCGUUUGCAAAAUGAGGUCAUUCAAAAAGAUUUGUUUAAAGUGCUACGAGAUAAGUGGGGUGAAGAUUUUGACUCUCUCAUAUCGGAGAAGCUAGUGGCCAUUGCAGGAGAUGUGUCUCUUGAGAAUUUGGGGCUGAAAGAUGAAAAUCUGAACAAUGAGAUGUUGGACGAGAUAGACAUCAUUGUGAAUUCUGCAGCAUCUACCAAAUUUGAUGAAAGAUUUGACAUUUCAAUGGGUGUAAAUACAAUGGGAGCAUUACAUGUCUUAAAUUUUGCAAAAAAAUGUCAUAGAAUGGAGAUUCUUGUCCACAUAUCAACUGCUUAUGUAUACGGAGAGGCUAAGGAUGGAGAAGCAAUUCUACUGGAGAAACCAUUUCAAAUGGGUCGAAGCCUAAAAGGGGCAUUAAAAUUAGACAUACAUGCAGAAAUGAAUUUGAUGGAGAAAAAAAUGGAUGAACUCCGAGCAAAAAAUGCUAGUGAAAGCACAUUCAAAUUUGCAAUGAAAGAUUAUGGAAUUGAAAGAGCAAAAUUGUAUGGUUGGCCAAACACAUACGUAUUCACAAAAGCAAUGGGGGAAAUGCUUGUUAUGCACCAUAAAGAUGAUGUGCCAUUAACAAUUAUACGACCCACCAUGGUAACCAGUACAUACAAGGAUCCCUUUCCUGGUUGGAUGGAAGGUUUAAGAACACUUGACAGCAUAAUUGUUGGCUAUGGUCAAGGGAAAAUAACUUGCUUUCCUGGUCAUCCUAAGACAAUUGUAGAUACGAUACCUGCAGACUUGGUGAUCAAUUGUGUGAUCACAGCCAUUGUCGCUCAUUCAAAUAAAGCUCCCAGAAAUUUCAUCUACCACAUUGGUUCUUCGUUAAGAAAUCCUCUCAAAUUUUCAGAUGUUCAUAAUAUUUCCUAUCACACUUUCUUGAAAACUCCGUGCAAAAAUGAAAAUGGAAAACCAAUAGUCAUUUCCAAAGGAACUUUGUUGACAAAUAUUGCUGCAUUCAACAGUUAUAUGAAAAUCCGAUAUGUCUUGCCACUACAGGUCUUAAAUUUGGUGAACAAAGUGUCGUGCCAAUUAUUCAAAGAUGUUUAUGACGUCAACAACAGAAAAAUCAAAAUGGUGAUGCGUCUAGCAGAACUAUACAAACCAUAUAUUUUUUCUAAAGUCGUCUUUGACGACACAAACACAGAAAAUUUACGAAAGGUAACAAAGGAUCAUCUUCCCGUGGAGGAUGUUGGGUUAGACUUUGACCCCAAAAGCAUUGAUUGGACUGAAUAUAUGAUGAACGCACACAUUCCUGGCCUCCUCAAGUAUGCGAUCAAAUGAUCUUCAACUUAUAGCUUUUAAAAUGACUUGAUACUAUUUUAACUUAGAGCCUGGUGUUUGAAUUAUAAAUGGCUCAAUGUGCAAGGAUGAUGGACUAUUUAUGAAUAAAG
Messenger RNA from Abrus precatorius (Indian licorice), 1624 nucleotides. RefSeq names its product fatty acyl-CoA reductase 1-like. The transcript has 10 exons. Gene Ontology annotation, cellular component: intracellular membrane-bounded organelle. Gene Ontology annotation, molecular function: alcohol-forming very long-chain fatty acyl-CoA reductase (NADP+) activity. The record is from RefSeq and is a predicted model, not a curated record. NCBI's taxonomy places the organism in Eukaryota, Viridiplantae, Streptophyta, Magnoliopsida, Fabales, Fabaceae. Bases 27 to 1514 code for a protein of 495 amino acids. Gene Ontology annotation, biological process: long-chain fatty-acyl-CoA metabolic process; suberin biosynthetic process.